This is a messenger RNA of Octopus sinensis (East Asian common octopus), 466 nucleotides long. RefSeq names its product malate dehydrogenase-like. The transcript has 2 exons. Gene Ontology annotation, cellular component: cytoplasm. The record is from RefSeq and is a predicted model, not a curated record. Gene Ontology annotation, molecular function: L-malate dehydrogenase (NAD+) activity. Bases 13 to 447 code for a protein of 144 amino acids. NCBI's taxonomy places the organism in Eukaryota, Metazoa, Mollusca, Cephalopoda, Octopoda, Octopodidae.
GACCCGGCAGAAAUGAAGGAUAUUUGCAUAGGUGGACAUUCGGGGACCACAAUUGUCCCUCUACUGAGGACCACAAUUAAUGACAAAAAACAUUCUCCUGAGGAUAUUCAAGAUAUGUGCUCUAAAAUAAGAAAUGCUGGAACUGUAGUUGUAGAAGCCAAAAAGGGGAAUGGUUCGGCGACAUUAUCGAUGGCAGCUGCUGGAUUUGAGAUUGUAAACGCUAUUCUUCGAGGGCUUUCCGGCGAAAAGGGAGUUGUUGAGUGCGCUUUUGUCAAAUCAGACAUCACUUCUGCUUCUUAUUUCGCGUCUCCACUGGAAUUCGGACUUUCGGGAGUAGAACGAGUUUUACCUUUGCCUGAGUUGACUCAACAACAACAGGAUAUGUUUGAUAUUGCACUUCCAAUUCUGAAGGAUGAUAUCCAAAAGGGGCUUGAUUUUCCUUGUUAGAAACAUUCUCACUAAUAAU